UCCGUCCUGUCCUCCAAGUUUGAUUUGUGCGUGUCGUGGGGGAAAUGGCUCGGUCUGCGCUCCGACGUCUCAUGGCGGAGUACAAGCAACUCACGCUGAAUCCUCCCGAAGGAAUUAUCGCAGGUCCGAUCAAUGAGGAGAAUUUCUUCGAAUGGGAAGCGAUGAUCACCGGACCAGAGGGCACAUGCUUCGAAGGAGGCGUGUUUUCCGCCAAACUGACGUUCCCGCCAGACUAUCCUCUUGCUCCUCCGAAAAUGCAAUUCACUUGCGAAAUGUAUCACCCGAAUAUUUAUCCGGAUGGACGGGUCUGCAUAUCUAUUCUGCACGCCCCGGGUGAGGACCCCAUGGGCUACGAAUGCUCCUCGGAGCGUUGGAGUCCCGUUCAGUCCGUGGAGAAAAUCCUUCUUUCCGUUAUUUCAAUGUUGGCGGAACCAAACGUAGAGUCUGGAGCGAACGUUGAUGCUGCGAAGAUGUGGCGCGAGGAUCGAGAUCAGUUCAACCGAAUCGCCGAUCACCUUGUCCGAAAAUCACUCGGUCUACCGGAUACGUUCUCCAAGGUCUAGGAGCUCCUCGCAGUUCGAACGGAGUUCCCUACCCGGGAUUUCACUCCGUCCCUGCCAAAUUCGAGGACAAGGAUGACAAUGAACGAUUCGGAACAGCGUGGCACGACCUGGACACCUCAAUGGGGGAGAAACGGGGCGAGCUCCAGGCAGCAAGGAACUCGACGAGGGAUGUCACGGCUGUGAGGAACCAUAAGCCAUGUUGAGGACGUUUUUGUACAGAAUCGCAGCCGUUAUACUGAUCGAAUGUAUAUUUUCACAACAGCACGAGAGAAUGAUCAGUGGGAGUCGAUAAAAAACCCCGAAAUCAUCCUGAGAAGGAGAACGG
Messenger RNA from Galendromus occidentalis (western predatory mite), 888 nucleotides. It is a transcript of the gene Ubc7, whose product is annotated as ubiquitin conjugating enzyme 7. The coding region runs from base 45 to 563 and encodes 172 amino acids. NCBI's taxonomy places the organism in Eukaryota, Metazoa, Arthropoda, Arachnida, Mesostigmata, Phytoseiidae. The transcript has 3 exons. The record is from RefSeq and is a predicted model, not a curated record.